UGUCCAUUUUCCCUUCAUCGUUUCCCAUAAAAACGAAACUCAGAUACACGCAUUUACAUUCACAAUCACAAUCUGAUAUAAACCAUCGCUUACAUUAUACAGAAGUAAAUAGAGAUGUGGCGGUGCGUAUCGCGUGGCCUCCGCAUUCCGUCGAAGAAAUCUACCGCCGGCGACUCCCUCUGCCGUCUCUUUUCAACUCAAUCGAAUGUGGGAGGGUCGUCAUACACAGUGGUGGAUCAUACCUAUGACGCUGUUGUGGUAGGCGCAGGUGGUGCUGGUCUGAGAGCGGCGAUAGGGUUGUCAGAGCAUGGAUUCAACACAGCUUGCAUUACCAAGCUCUUUCCUACUCGGUCUCAUACAGUUGCAGCUCAGGGUGGAAUAAAUGCUGCAUUGGGAAAUAUGACAGAAGAUGAUUGGAGGUGGCACAUGUAUGAUACAGUCAAGGGAAGCGACUGGCUAGGUGAUCAGGAUGCCAUUCAGUACAUGUGUAGGGAAGCUCCAAAAGCAGUUAUAGAGCUUGAAAAUUAUGGGCUACCAUUCUCUAGGACCGAAGAUGGGAAGAUUUAUCAGCGUGCAUUUGGUGGUCAAAGCCUAAACUUUGGAAAAGGUGGACAAGCAUAUCGUUGUGCAUGUGCUGCAGAUCGAACUGGGCAUGCAUUGUUGCAUACUCUUUAUGGCCAGGCUAUGAAACACAAUACACAAUUUUUUGUGGAAUACUUUGCCCUGGAUUUACUUAUGGGUAGUGAUGGUAGCUGUCAAGGUGUAAUUGCCUUAAAUAUGGAGGAUGGGACAUUACACAGGUUCCGUGCUGCCUCAACAAUUCUGGCUACAGGGGGCUAUGGUAGGGCGUACUUCUCUGCUACCUCUGCUCACACUUGCACCGGAGAUGGCAAUGCUAUGGUUGCUCGAGCUGGACUGCCUCUCGAGGUGCUAAUGUUAAUGUCUCCAACCAUUAAUGAGACGACUUUCUUUUUGCAGGAUCUGGAAUUUGUCCAGUUUCAUCCAACUGGUAUAUACGGUGCAGGCUGUCUCAUUACUGAAGGGUCUAGGGGUGAAGGUGGUAUUCUUAGGAAUAGUGAAGGUGAAAGAUUCAUGGAACGGUAUGCCCCAACAGCUAAGGAUCUUGCAUCAAGAGAUAUUGUCUCGAGAUCUAUGACAAUGGAGAUCCGAGAAGGCCGUGGUGUAGGACCAUUGAAAGAUCAUAUCUAUCUUCACUUAAAUCACUUACCUCCUGAGGUCCUCAAGGAGAGACUUCCUGGAAUAUCUGAAACUGCUGCCAUUUUUGCCGGCGUCGAUGUUACAAAAGAGCCAAUCCCUGUUUUACCUACUGUCCAUUAUAACAUGGGUGGGAUCCCAACAAAUCACCAUGGAGAGGUAGUUACCAUCAAAGGGGAUGAUCCUGAUGCUGUGACUUCUGGACUCUUAGCUGCUGGGGAAGCUGCCUGUGCAUCUGUUCAUGGUUCUAAUCGACUUGGUGCAAAUUCCCUUCUUGAUAUUGUUGUGUUUGGACGGGCUUGUGCAAACAGGGUUGCUGAGAUCCGUAGACCAGGAGAGAGCCAAAAACCACUUGAAAAGGAUGCUGGAGAGAGGACUAUUGCAUGGUUGGACAAGCUUAGGAAUUCAAAUGGUUCCCUUCCCACCUCAAAUAUCCGGUUGAACAUGCAGCGGAUUAUGCAAAGCAAUGCUGCUGUGUUUCGUACGCAGGAAACAUUAGAAGAAGGUUGUCAGUUGAUUGAUAAAGCAUGGGAGAGCUUCCAUGAUGUCAAGUUGAAGGACAGAAGCUUGAUAUGGAACUCAGACUUGAUAGAGACCAUUGAGUUGGAAAACCUUUUAAUCAAUGCACGUAUCACCAUGCACUCUGCUGAAGCAAGGAAAGAAAGUAGAGGAGCCCAUGCGCGUGAAGAUUUUACGAAAAGAGAUGAUGAGAACUGGAUGAAACACACUCUGGGAUAUUGGGAGAAUGAAAAAGUUAGGCUCGCCUACAGGCCAGUUCACAUGAACACGCUGGAUGAUGAAAUCGAAUCAUUUCCCCCAAAGGCCCGAGUAUAUUGAUCGUUUGCUCACCAGGGAAAACUUGCUGGCUCAAGAAAUUGAUUUUCUAAUACUGUUAAGAGGUCAGAAUAAAUUAAUUUGAAUUGCAAAAUUUUGGUAAUAAUGGUUGCAUUUAUCAACGAUGAUCUGAUGAAAACCUUAAGUGUGGAUAGAUCUCAAAUCAAGCCUUGGUCUCUUUUGUUGUCAAGCUUUCCAUGAUAUUUUGUUUCUCACUGAUGGUGUCACUCGUUAUACAGAUAACGAGCCUCGAAAAUUCUGUUUUACGUUGCUGUAGGGAAAAUGGAAUGUAUGUACAUGUUGCAAUAAAUAAAACACACUUUGGUUGCUUGUUGACAAUAGGAGUAAGUUUGCAAUCUU
Molecule: messenger RNA, 2409 nt
Organism: Olea europaea var. sylvestris
Lineage: Eukaryota; Viridiplantae; Streptophyta; Magnoliopsida; Lamiales; Oleaceae
Product: succinate dehydrogenase [ubiquinone] flavoprotein subunit 1, mitochondrial
Exons: 16
Coding region: 115-2052 (645 amino acids)
Biological process (GO): tricarboxylic acid cycle; mitochondrial electron transport, succinate to ubiquinone
Molecular function (GO): succinate dehydrogenase (quinone) activity; electron transfer activity; flavin adenine dinucleotide binding
Source: RefSeq, a predicted model, not a curated record